This is a messenger RNA of Belonocnema kinseyi, 798 nucleotides long. RefSeq lists its product as uncharacterized. The coding region runs from base 297 to 698 and encodes 133 amino acids. NCBI's taxonomy places the organism in Eukaryota, Metazoa, Arthropoda, Insecta, Hymenoptera, Cynipidae. The transcript has 2 exons. The record is from RefSeq and is a predicted model, not a curated record.
CACCACCGGCCUUCCUCAGACGAGGAUCAUCGAAAAGUGCUUUAGAUCUUAACACCUAUUUCGAAAUAUCGAUCACGAGUUAAACAAGUACACGUGUCACUUCUACUUUUCGGUUCUCCAUUUUUUUACCGCUUCUCCAGCAGCAGCUUUUCCCGCGAAGGCGCGUUUUUAUUCAAAAAUAAAUAAAAAAACGCGCGAACAGUUCGGGAAGUUUGAUCCGGUUGGCGGGACUUAUUUUUUUGAACGUUUGUUCAAAAUUUUCGGGAAGAGUAAUUAAAUAAAAAAAAGGAGGCAAAAUGUUGGCGGCGGCGGCGAACGCGCGUUGCCAUGAGUUGCACUUCACGGUUCUGCCCCCGGCGGUGAAUAACAGAAUAUCUCGGUGCCUUUUCGGUUCUCCAAACCCCACGGAUACCGCCAAUCUUCUCAAAGAUGCCCUGGAAGUGGAGCGAACGAGAUUUCAAUCCAGGUGGGGCGUGAAUCCAACAUCCGAAAAUGAUAAGGAAAAUAUGCUCACCAGGUACGAGAAGGUCGAGAGGUCACCAAGAAAAAGGAGCUUCCCCUACUUCAGACAAUCCAAUAUGCAUGAAUAUUGGAGACCUCGCAAGGCCCAUGAGAUGCACAAAAAAUCGAAUAACAUUUUGGAGGCGACGCACUAUAAUCAGCAAAAUCCGGAUAAGAAGCCGCAACCAAUAAACUAAAGAAUAAUGCAUUCGAGUAUAAGAGAACUUAUGAUCGACUGAUAUUUCUCGAAGUAUUUCGCGAUUUGUGUUACGUUCGAAAAAAAAGCUUGUAUAUUUA